AUGAUACCACCACAACCAACAGUAACAAAGUUUAGAGUUAAAAAACCUACUGUAAAGUCAACUCCAAAUUCUGAACAAAUCCAGGAUAUAUCAAAGUUAACCAGUUGUCUUCGAUGCAGAAAACUAAAGAAAAAAUGUGACAAAGUUACCCCAGAAUGUCUAAAUUGUGAUAAAGCUGGAGAAGAAUGUACAUACGUUCCAAGAAAACAAAGAAGAGUUAAAAAUGAUACUAAAUCUCAACCACUGAAUGGUAAUGAAAGUAUCGAAUUACUGUCAUCAAGAUCUACAGAUUUCUCUUAUUCAACCCAACCACAAGGUCUGCAACAACCAGCUACUACUAUAACACCCAUACAAGAACCACUAUCUUUAUCUCCUCCAUCUAACUUAUUUUCACAUUUUAGCACAACUAAUACUCCUUCCACCGGUUCAAUAUCGUCAUCAAGAUCACAUACUCCGCCAAUUUUAAAUUCUAUAGAUGCACGUGCACCAAAUUUUCAUUCGUACCCAAAACAAAUCUCCAAAGUAUUGAUUAGUGCCGUAGGGAUCAAGACCAAUUCAAACAUUAGUAUUAUUCCUCCAAUAGCUGAUAAAGAAUUAUUGACAUCAAUUAUUGGGGCAUUCUUGCAACACAAUUAUCGUGUUUGUCCCCUUAUUUAUAAAAAAGAGUUUUUGGGCAAGUUUCAAAAAUUAUUCAGUGAUAAUUCAGUUGCAGAUUUAGAAUCAUAUGAUGAUCCUUUUGAAUUGUAUAUGGUAUUGGCUAUAGGAAGUACAGGGUUGGAAAGAACAGGUAUUAUCAGUAGAGACAAGAAAAUUUCUGAGUAUUUUGUUUCCAUGGCAUUAACUCAUGUUCAUAACAAUUUAUCCACCAAUGAUUUAGUAAAUGUGAGAAAUUUGACUUUAUUAGCUGUUUAUUCAUUUUUCAAUCCAGCAGAGUAUACCUCGUGGGAAAUUAUGGGGAAAGUUACCAGAUUGGCGAUUCAUUUAGGUAUGAAUCAUAAAGUCCCAGAUUUUGAUUCUAAAAAUUUGACUGCCCAACAAUUGGAGAUGAGAUAUAGAUUAUUCUGGUCCGUGUAUAACCUUGAUAGAUUAAGUUCAGUUUCCCUUGGACGACCAGUUGCAAUCCACGAUGAUGAUAUCAACGUGCCAUUCCCACAAAUACUAGAUGAUGACGAAACAGAAGAUAUCGCUGUGAACAGAUUAAUCAUUAACUUAAGAAAACUUGAAGGCACAGUGUUGAGAAAAGUACAUUCUGUGAAUAUUUAUAAGAAUUUUGCAAAUACAGCUAAACUGCAAGAUGAGGUUUGUCAAGUGAUCCUUUCUGAUUUAAGACAAGAAAUUGAAGCUUGGUAUGACCAAGCGAAAUCAUUGGAUAGAGCAAAUACUUCAGCCAGACAUUCCGUGUCAUUCCAUGUUCUGAUUCCUUGGUAUGCAGCUAGAUAUCAUCAUUUAUUGAUUCUUUUAUACCGUCCAUCAUACUUGAACCCACAUCCUUCUCAAGAUCUUCUUGAUACUCUUGGAAAAUCUUGUCUUGAAACUUUGGCUUAUACUUAUAAGCUAUUCAAAGCAAAAUUAUUACCAUUGAAUUGGACUACAUUAUAUCGAUUUUUAAUGGUUUGUACAACCAUCUUGUAUUGUUUGUGUAAAUGGGCAAUCGACUUGAUGGAAUCCAAAACUGAGAUAUGUUAUUGUAUUGAAAUAUUCCAAGCUUUUGGAAGUGAUUGGAUUGUUGCCAAAAAAUGUGCUGAAGUUUUUAAAAAAAUAGAAAAUAAGUUGUUAGAAAUCACCCUUAGUGAUGGACAUGUCAGUGAUAUGGAUAAUUUAUCAAAAGAGUUGUUAGGUGCAAGUUCAUCCUAUCAUGAAAUUUUGAAUGUUCAUUCAGUUGAUUUAUGUAUUGACAGUGAGUUUAUGUAUAAAUUUUAG
Messenger RNA from Candida tropicalis MYA-3404, 1920 nucleotides. It is a transcript of the gene STB5, whose product is annotated as Stb5p. The transcript has a single exon. Gene Ontology annotation, molecular function: sequence-specific DNA binding; DNA-binding transcription factor activity, RNA polymerase II-specific; zinc ion binding. The record is from RefSeq and is a predicted model, not a curated record. Gene Ontology annotation, biological process: positive regulation of transcription by RNA polymerase II; DNA-templated transcription. NCBI's taxonomy places the organism in Eukaryota, Fungi, Ascomycota, Pichiomycetes, Serinales, Debaryomycetaceae. Bases 1 to 1920 code for a protein of 639 amino acids.